AUGAACUCCAAUGCUUUUGAAGCUUUAGGGAAGAAAUUAGCAAUAAUCACAGUUAUAGGAUUUGGUGCAUUGUUUGUUGCUAAAAACAAUGUCAAAUCCAAAAAGGCCUCUAAGUUUCAACCAAAUGUAAAAGUUUCAGCUACUGAACAAAACACUGGCGAUUAUUAUUCAAAUUUAGCCAAAAUUAAACCAGGAUUUCCUCUCCCUAAGGAUGAUUCUUCUGAUGCUGGAGGAUCUAAAUAUCAGAGAAAGAGUAAGUAUGAGGGAUCAGGUAAUAGUUAUUUGAGUAGGAAAGGGGGAGAUCGAUUAGGAUUUUUAGAUAGAAGAGAGAACGACUAA
Molecule: messenger RNA, 339 nt
Organism: Tetrapisispora phaffii CBS 4417
Lineage: Eukaryota; Fungi; Ascomycota; Saccharomycetes; Saccharomycetales; Saccharomycetaceae
Gene: COI1
Product: Coi1p
Exons: 2
Coding region: 1-339 (112 amino acids)
Source: RefSeq, a predicted model, not a curated record